Messenger RNA from Ilex paraguariensis (yerba mate), 597 nucleotides. The record is from the annotation of a GenBank genome assembly. NCBI's taxonomy places the organism in Eukaryota, Viridiplantae, Streptophyta, Magnoliopsida, Aquifoliales, Aquifoliaceae.
CUGUAAUUGAAGCAAGAAGACUUGGACUUAGAGAGACAGACCGCCAUGGAAGAUCACCAGAAGCUAUCAUCAUCUAUCGUACUUGAAGAAUGGAAUGGCACGUCGUCGACGAAGCUCAUAAAGACUGCUACUAUAACUGCCUCUUCCAAUUCUUCUCUCUCCAUUCAACGAUCCGGCAGCAAAUUCAAUCAGGUGUCGAGGCGGAUACUCGAAGCAUUUGUACCCGAGGGAUUUCCAAGCAGCGUAACUCCAGAUUACAUCCCUUUUCAAAUAUGGGACUUAUUGCAGGGCCUUUCGACUUAUGUACGGACAAUGCUUUCUACUCAAGCUCUCUUGAGUGCCAUUGGGGUUGGUGAGAAAUCAGCUACGGUUAUUGGGGCUACAUUUCAGUGGUUUCUGAGAGAUUUAACAGGAAUGCUUGGAGGUGUUUUGUUCACUUUUUACCAGGGGUCAAACCUGGAUAGCAAUGCGAAAAUGUGGCGCUUGGUUGCAGAUCUCAUGAAUGAUCUCGACCUCGCAAUCACAGAGGUAAGGGUUAUACUUCCCUAUGGAAAGCCACAUUUUUUUCUGUGGUGGAACUCCGGUUUUGAAUCAUGA